UUGACAGUCGUCAGCCAUUGUUGAACAAAACACCGCGGUCGGAACAAGUCAUCGUCGUUGAAAAAGAAAAGGAUUUCUCCCGUGAAAAUUGUGUAAAAUCAUCCCGGAACGAACGCGUAACGAUGGUCGCCCAAACUGCGGACCCGGCCCCGGCCGUCCAGGACGUGGAAAUGGAGAGCGCCGAGGACGUGGAGGCCGCCAAGAAAGAUGCGGAACUGUUGUCGGUGCAGGAGAUUCGUGAACACGCUCGCCAGAUUGACAAAGCCGUUUCGAGCAAGGAACCGAGAUUUAUUCUGCGUGUGCUGCGAUCGCUGCCGAACACCCGCCGGAAGUUGAGUCUGGUGGUGGUCCGUUCGCUGGCGGUGCAGCUGUAUCCGGCCGGGUCGGAGAGGGAGGGGAUUAUGGCUUACAUCGAGGAGUUCCCGGAGGGUACGCAGGAGCCGGAGUUGCCGCGGCCACGAGCUGCGAUUAAGAGUCCGCUGCCGGAGGUGGACGCGUACUUCCAUCUGUUGCUGCUGGUGAGACUGCUGGACAAGAACGAAUUGGCCAAGGCCUCGAAGUGCACGCAGGAUCUGAUGACGAAGAUUGUUGGCCAGAAUCGUCGCUCGCUGGAUUUGAUUGCGGCCAAGAGCUACUUCUAUCACUCGCGGGUGGCCGAGUUGAACGGGGAGUUGGAUAGCAUUCGUUCGUUCCUGCACUCCCGGCUGCGCACCGCAACUCUUCGUAACGAUUUCGAGGGCCAAGCCGUGCUGAUCAACUGCUUGUUGAGAAACUAUUUGCACUACUCGCUGUACGACCAGGCCGACAAGCUGGUCAACAAGUCGGUGUUCCCGGAGACGGCCAGCAACAACGAGUGGGCCCGUUUCCUGUACUAUCUGGGUCGCAUCAAGGGUGCCAAGUUGGACUACAGCGCUGCUCACAAGAACCUGGUCCAGGCAUUGCGCAAAGCCCCACAGCAGGCGGCCGUUGGAUUCCGUCAGACCGUCCAAAAGUUGGUCAUUGUCGUUGAACUCCUGCUCGGAGACAUCCCCGAGCGACAAAUCUUCCGCCAGGCCGCGCUGCGUCGUUCCCUCGGUCCUUAUUUCCAGCUGACCCAAGCCGUCCGCCUCGGAAACCUGCAACGCUUCGGAGAAGUUCUGGAGAACUUUGGCGACCAGUUCCGUCUGGAUCACACCUUCACGCUGAUCAUCCGUCUGCGCCACAACGUCAUCAAAACCGCAAUCCGGUCGAUUGGCCUGUCUUACAGCCGAAUCAGCCCGAAGGACAUUGCCCGCAAGCUCGGACUGGACUCGCACGAGGACGCCGAGUUCAUCGUGGCCAAAGCGAUCCGCGACGGAGUCAUCGAGGCCACCCUGGACCCCGAGAAGGGAUACAUGCGCAGCAAGGAAAGCACCGACAUCUACUCCACUCGCGAGCCCCAACUCGCGUUUCAUCAGCGCAUCAGCUUCUGUUUGGAUUUGCACAACCAAAGUGUGAAGGCGAUGCGCUACCCGCCCAAGUCGUACGGCAAGGAGCUGGAAAGUGCCGAAGAGCGGCGCGAACGCGAACAGCAGGAUCUGGAGCUUGCCAAGGAGAUGGCCGAGGAGGACGAUGAUGGCUUCUAAGCUGCGGGAGAGAGAAAGGAGGAGAGCAGGAGUGCUGAAUUUAGUAAUCAAAUCCAUUUAAACACCGCUGAGAACACACUUACUGUAAUUGCAAACCCUUUAUUAUUCUAAUAUUCUGAUGAACAAUAAAACUGAUUUGUCGUCGAAAA
Messenger RNA from Culex pipiens pallens (northern house mosquito), 1753 nucleotides. RefSeq names its product probable 26S proteasome non-ATPase regulatory subunit 3 (gene Rpn3). Gene Ontology annotation, biological process: regulation of protein catabolic process; ubiquitin-dependent protein catabolic process. NCBI's taxonomy places the organism in Eukaryota, Metazoa, Arthropoda, Insecta, Diptera, Culicidae. The coding region runs from base 123 to 1604 and encodes 493 amino acids. Gene Ontology annotation, molecular function: enzyme regulator activity. The transcript has a single exon. The record is from RefSeq and is a predicted model, not a curated record. Gene Ontology annotation, cellular component: proteasome regulatory particle, lid subcomplex; proteasome complex.